AGAAAAUUUCCAGAUAAAUAUUAUUUUUCACGCGACGGACGAGUGAAGAUAUACACUCCAUUUAUAGGUUGGCCGGCUUUGUAUUUGGAAAUGGCUAAGAGAAUCAAGAAUGUGCCUUAUUUAGUCAUUAAGGGCACUAAAUCUGACUACAUUAAUGAGGAUUCCAAUGAAGUAAUCGAUGUACUGCGCCAGAACAAUCCGCACUUCGAAUUUCAUGAGAUUGAUGGCACCCAUCAUGUGCACUUGAAUAAUCCGUCGGAAUGCGCAGCCGUUAUAAAUCCAUUCAUUAAUGCUCACAGGCCAGCUAUGCCCAAUAGCUGGGCUGUUGAUGACGACGAAACUGUGCUUAGAGGCAAUCAAAGUAGAGACCGUAACAAAAAUGCAGCCAAGCGGCGACUUAGGUGGCUUAGGAGUAAGCUGUGAUGAAGUGGAAUAUUUUAUAUGUGUGUAGAGCUUUGAAAUUAAAAAAAAAUUA
Molecule: messenger RNA, 475 nt
Organism: Rhagoletis zephyria (snowberry fruit fly)
Lineage: Eukaryota; Metazoa; Arthropoda; Insecta; Diptera; Tephritidae
Source: RefSeq, a predicted model, not a curated record